This is a messenger RNA of Jatropha curcas, 938 nucleotides long. It is a transcript of the gene NFD2, whose product is annotated as Ribonuclease III family protein. Gene Ontology annotation, molecular function: ribonuclease III activity. Gene Ontology annotation, biological process: RNA processing. The record is from RefSeq and is a predicted model, not a curated record. Lineage: Eukaryota; Viridiplantae; Streptophyta; Magnoliopsida; Malpighiales; Euphorbiaceae.
UUAAAAAAAAAAAAAAAAAAAAAACAGAAACUUUAAUUAAUGGAGUAUAAGGUAUUCUUUUAACUUCGCAACCAGUGGUAGCAGUAGAAAAGAAACAUGGCUUCUCGUCACUUCAACCUCUUCUUUAUGCUACUUGUCUUACCGGUUUUAUUUCUUUCCCAGGUUCGUUCUACAAACGAGAAUGAUUACCAGAGGAUCAAACCCUCGUCAUCGCCUUUCGAUUCAGCUCUCGAAUCGCUACAGAAGCAAAUCAACUAUACUUUCUUGGACGUUGGCCUUCUUCGCCGUGCAAUGACGCAUCCCUCGUUCUCCCAGGAGAACAAUAAGGUAUUGAGCAUUUUGGGUUUCAAUGUCAUUGAGACCUUUGUCUCUCUGCUUUUUAUCGGUGAGGACAUUGAUAUCUCCUCCAAAGUAUUGAACCGCCGUCUAUCGGAGAUAUCCAAAGUGGAAACUUCUUGUGCUGUUGAUGGAAUGCGGUUGGGGUUGCAUGAGGUAGUUAGAGUUUCUUCCAAGACUAAUUCAACUGCCCCUUUAGUGGUUUGCGGUGCUUUCAGGGCAAUAUUUGGUGCUAUUGCUAUUGAUACUGGCAAGUCCGAUGAUGCUGGAAGUGUUUUCUGGGGUAUUCGUGCUGGUGAGGCCGGAAAAGCUCUUGCCUUGUAAGCUGACCUUCCUCUUGUCUCCUGUCUAGAGAGAAAUGCACAAUAUUAUUUUAUAUCCUUCUAGAGCGACUUAACUAUUUUGAAACUUCGUUUUACUGAAUUGUGUGACUCUAUGGAGCAGUUGUGUGUUUGGUUGUAUCAGAAGUAAGUUUACUGCCCUUUCAUGUUGUUUGUGUUCUCACUUUCUCACUUAUGUUGUGUGUUUCUGUUAAGAUGGUUGGGAUCUGUUUCAUUGAUGCAAUUUUAGGAAAGAAGCAGAAUAAAUUGUCUUGUGUUAAA